This is a messenger RNA of Megachile rotundata (alfalfa leafcutting bee), 1991 nucleotides long. It is a transcript of the gene Slu7, whose product is annotated as Pre-mRNA-splicing factor Slu7. Lineage: Eukaryota; Metazoa; Arthropoda; Insecta; Hymenoptera; Megachilidae. The record is from RefSeq and is a predicted model, not a curated record. Gene Ontology annotation, cellular component: spliceosomal complex. Gene Ontology annotation, biological process: mRNA splicing, via spliceosome. Gene Ontology annotation, molecular function: pre-mRNA 3'-splice site binding.
ACAAUCCAUGUAUUCUUAAGUUCAUGGAAUGUUUUCUGUCAAUUAGUUAAUUGCCUCGUAUGUUUGGUUAGUUGUACAAAUUAUCCGAGUUCUUUGUAAUACGGAAGAAGAAAACAUUAUAAAAAUAAAUUUCAGCUAUUCUGUGAAUAAAGAAAUAUGUUAUAAAAAUGGCUAACACUUUAACUAAUGUACCUGUAUCAAAAAUCAUAAAAAGUAAAAGUAAUUUUGAAGAUGAGCCCAGGAAGAAAAGCAGGGAAGAUUGGCGGAAAGCAAAAGAAUUAGAGGAAGCGAGAAAAGCUGGUACAGCACCAGCAGCUGUAGAUGAAGAAGGAAAAGACAUUAAUCCGCAUAUUCCACAAUAUAUUAGUGCUACACCAUGGUAUUUUGGAGCACAGGGACCUACUUUAAAACAUCAAAGGCCACAACCUGAAAAACAGAAGCAAUACAGUAGUAUAGAUGAAUGGUAUAAACGGGGUGUAGAUAAUUCUAAAGUUGCAUCAAAGUACCGUAAAGGUGCAUGUGAAAAUUGUGGAGCAAUGACUCACAAAAGGAAAGAAUGUAUGGAACGUCCACGUAAAGUAGGAGCAAAAUAUACAAAUGUAAACAUUGCUCCAGAUGAAUUUACACAACCUGAACUAUCUAUGGAUUAUGAUGGUAAAAGAGAUAGGUGGGCUGGAUAUGAUCCUUCUCAGCAUAGAGCUAUUGUUGAAGAAUAUCAGAAAAUUGAAGAAGCAAAAAGACAAAUGCGUGCAGAAAAAUUAAACGCAGAAGAAAAUGAUGAACAAGAUUCAGAUAAGGAUGAAGAUAAAUAUGUUGAUGAAGUUGAUAUGCCUGGAACAAAGGUAGAUUCCAAGCAGCGUAUCACUGUUAGAAAUUUACGAAUCAGAGAAGACACUGCAAAAUAUUUAAGAAAUUUGGAUCCAAAUUCUGCAUACUAUGAUCCUAAAACAAGAUCCAUGCGCGAUAAUCCUUAUGCUGGUACUGAAAGAGAAGUGGAUUACAAGGGCGAAAAUUUUGCACGUUUUUCGGGAGAUACGCAGCAACAUGCAAAUGCUCAACUGUUUGCAUGGGAAGCUCAUGAAAGGGGCGUUGAUGUUCAUUUACUUGCUGAACCCACAAAACUGGAGUUAUUAAAACAGGAAUAUGAUAAAAAACGCGAUGAGCUAAAAGAUAAAGCUCGCGAUAGUAUAAUAAAUAGAUAUGGUGGAGAAGAACACCUGGAUGCUCCUCCACCAUCCCUUUUAUUAGCACAAACAGAGCAAUAUGUAGAAUAUUCAAGAUAUGGAAAAAUUAUUAAAGGGCAAGACCGACAAGUGAUUCGGUCAAAAUAUGAAGAAGAUGUAUUUCCAAAUAAUCAUACAUCUGUUUGGGGUUCUUACUGGUAUGCAGGCAAAUGGGGAUACAAAUGUUGUCAUUCUUUUAUAAAAAAUUCGUAUUGUACCGGAGAAGCAGGUAAAAGAGCAUUGGAAUCAUCAAUCGUUGAAAAUAAAAGAAUCGUAAACGAGGAACAAAAAUCCGACGAUGAAAAAGCAGAAUCGUCCGAUGAAAAAUCGACGAGUAGUGAUAGCUCAUCUGAUGAAGAAGAGAAAAUAUCAAAAACUAUAAGAAAGUCAAAAUCUGCUAAGAGAAAAAAUAAAAAACAGAAGCAAAAGGAAAGGCGAAAAAACAAGAAGAAAGCUGCUAAGAUGCAAGAACAGGAUAAAUUACAAGAGGCGUUAAGAAAAGAGGAAGAAAACGAGAAAGAAGCAGAAAGAUUAAUGCAAAUGGAUGAAAGGAAGCGUCCUUAUAAUAGUAUGUACGAAGUAAAAAGACCAACAAUGGAUGAAAUCGAAGCGUUCCAAAUGAAACGGAAACGUGAUGAUGAUCCCAUGGCGGAAUUUCUUAAUCAAUAAUUAGAAAACAUUAAUUGUUAUAAGAUUCGUUUCCUCUAGGUCGUUAUACGGCUAUGUACAUACAUAAGUGUUUAAUUUAUAAUAAUAUUUUUAUUUGAC